AUGAAUGCUGAAAUCGCGGCUCACGAGGAAAUUUACAGCUCGCUAAUGGAGACAGCCAAGUCCAUAUUUAUGAACACAGGUGCUACUGAAGAUCGAACAGAUCUAAAGAACGGUGUCGCGUGUCUGAGUCAACGAUGGGAGGAUGCGGUGAAAAAGUCUAAGCUGCUGAACGAGCGUCUCGAACAAGCGCAGGAACAGUGGGAACGUCUUGUUGCAAACCUUCGCGAUCUGAUCUACUGGACCGAGACAUCGGACGCUAACCUGUCCGAAGAACAGCCGGUCGGCGGUGAUCUUCAGAGAAUACGCAGUCAGCUGACAUUCGUGCGCGUACGUUCUGAUCGUUUUUAA
Messenger RNA from Soboliphyme baturini, 348 nucleotides. The record is from the annotation of a GenBank genome assembly. Lineage: Eukaryota; Metazoa; Nematoda; Enoplea; Dioctophymatida; Soboliphymatidae.